AUGUCAUCAACUAAAAUUAACAUAUUUUUAACUGGUGCUACGGGUUAUAUCGGUGGAAGUAUUUUAACUUCAUUACUUCAACAUCCAAAUGCUUCAAACUUUAAUAUCACUGCACUUAUUCGUGGGGGUGAUGAUGAAAGAGUUAAGAAACUAGCAUCACUCCAUGUAACACCACUCAUUGGUUCAAAUGAUUCAUUUGAUAUUAUUGAAAAAGCUGCAAGUGAAUCACAUGUUACGAUUCACACUGCAAAUUCAUCUGAUGAUCUUCCAUCAACUAAAGCUAUUAUUUCUGGUUUAAAUAAACGAACUAAACAAACAGGAAAACCUACAAUUUAUAUUCAUACAAGUGGAACAGGUGUUGUUGCUGAAGAUGUUCGUGGUAAGAAAGGAUCAGGUACAGUCUUUUCUGAUCUUAAUCCUGACCAAAUUAAUGGUCUACCUGAUAAACAACUACAUCGUAAUGUCGACCUUUUCAUAAUUAAUGCUGCCGAUGCAAAUCCUCUAUUAAAAACUGCUAUUGUUCUUCCUCCAACUAUUUAUGGUAUUGGUACUGGUCCAUUUAAUCGUGAUUCUGUUCAACUUCCACUCCUUGUUCGAGCUGCUAUUAAACGACAUAAAGCUGAAACUAUUGGGGCAGGUGAACCAACAUGGAAUAAUGUUCAUAUUGGUGAUUUAGUUGAUGCUUAUAUUAUUAUUUUGGAUCAACUAGUUGCUGCAUAUGGUCCUGAUGCUAAACCAAAUGCACAACCUAGUCCAUAUUUAACAACAGGACGAGAAGGUUAUUAUUUUGCUGAGAAUGGACAACAUACUUGGCGACAAUUGUCAGAAAAAAUUGGUGAAGUUCUAUACAAAAAAAAGCUUGUUACAUCACCAGAAGUUACAAAUUUUCCUGAAGAUGAAGUAGAAAGUAGUCUAUGGGGAAAAGAUAGUUGGUAUGUAGUAGGCAGUGAAUCGAAUUCAAAAGCUGAGAGAGUCAGAAAACUAGGAUGGAAACCACAUCGACCAAGUCUUUUUGAUAGUGUCGAAGAACAAGCUGACUUUUUAAUCAACAAUUCGCAAAAGUAA
Messenger RNA from Adineta steineri, 1065 nucleotides. The record is from the annotation of a GenBank genome assembly. Lineage: Eukaryota; Metazoa; Rotifera; Eurotatoria; Adinetida; Adinetidae.